GUUUGAAAUAUUUUGAAUUAAUAAUAAAUCUUGAGAACGAAUUUCGCGCUAACCAAAUGCUCGAUCUGUUCCAAACUUGCGCAGAAGCUUCUGCAACUCGUAUUGAUCAAACUUUCAGAGGUAUUCACGCUCAUAUCAAUUCAGCUCGCAAAACGAACCUCUGAUAGACAAAAACACAAGAAUGUAGACGAAGUUCCGUUCAUUAUUUAGUGUUUUCAAAGUUAAAGCAUUAUGAUGUCUUCCUUAAAGUAUGGAACACAAAGCCUGAGCCAGAAGAAUUCAUCCAGAAUCUGCAUAACACUCAGACAAUGGUCCAUUCUGUUUACUAUUUUGACGUUUAUAAUAGCUGCUAUUGUCACUACUUGUGCAACUUUGGGAUACUCUCAUGCUGGAGAAACUUUGGAUAUAUUGAAAAGUGAUAUUCAUAUCGAGCAGGAAAAACAUGAAGAAUAUGGUCUUAAACAUGCCAGCAAUAAUGAGCAGCUUUUGAUCAAAUCAAAACAUUCUGUUAUAACAAAAAAACAUAUUCUAUGGAUUCUGAUGUAUUCCGGCUGGAUUCUCCUUGUGACAUCAGCCAUUCUUAUCUAUUGCACAAUCACUAAGUCGCCAGUACUUGUGCUCCCUUGUCUUCUUUUGAGCGCGUUUAUUUACGGGGCCAUAUUUGUGGGCGAGAUGGUUUACUACUCCGACUAUAUUAAAUUCAUCGACAAGAAAUAUGUGGUGGCUGCCUUUAUCGUGUCCGCCAUUACCAUGGGUAUGUGGUAUGUGAUUUGCAAUUACCACAUAAUCAUCAAUUCCAGGAUACACUCAGUUCCCAAGUCGAAGACAGUCUACACCCAAGAGGGUUUCAUUCAUACAGUAAAUCCCCCAAAGAUUCCAGAACACAAGAAGUGCUUGGUGUGAAAAAUUGAGACUCGUUUAUUGCCUCUUCGACUGGAAACUAUGAGAACAGCAGCACAAUCAUGAAAUUUAGUCCGGUCAAUUUAGACAUUCGAAGUUACAUAAAGCCCCAACAAGCUGAAUUUCUGUGAAGUUGUUCAAAACAUAAUUAUAAACAAUGUCUAGAAGUUCCCCAUCAUUCCCCUGUAAGGAAAAAAUUUAAUUCAAGGUCAAAGGUCAAAAAAAUCAGUUUUUCACGAUUUUCAGCAAAACGGUAAGUUUUAUCAUAAAAGUACCUCAGACAAAAAUUGUAGAUCAUAAUAUUAUCUAUAAAAAAUGUAUCAAUACUUGUUUUCUAACGAGCCACCGUUUCUGAGAUAUAACGAUUCAAAAAAUUAUAAAAGUUGUUGUCAUAAUAUGCACACGUUUCCACGCCACCUAUAAGGUAGUGUACUUAGCGCGUUUUUUUUUAACGUGGUUUCCCCAGUAGGCCUACUCCACGGGUCAGUUGUGAUCCUGUUUAAUGUAAAACUAUUGCAAAAUAACGGAAAUUUUCAAAGAUUGGGAAAGAUAAAAGCGAUAUA
This is a messenger RNA of Harmonia axyridis, 1463 nucleotides long. RefSeq lists its product as uncharacterized. Bases 232 to 903 code for a protein of 223 amino acids. NCBI's taxonomy places the organism in Eukaryota, Metazoa, Arthropoda, Insecta, Coleoptera, Coccinellidae. The transcript is spliced from 4 exons. The record is from RefSeq and is a predicted model, not a curated record.